AUGCCUCUGCUGCUGCUCCUGGCGUCCCUGUGUCUUUCUUCCGCUCCUGGAAUUCAUGCCAUCUACCAAAGGCCAAGCGGGAAUCACCCAGCAACUCCCGCCCCCCUCCAGUACUUGCUGGAGCCAGGGAACAAGAUGGUGCAGACCCGCAGGGGUGCCUCUGCCACCCUGCCUUGCAUCCUGUGGGUUGUGCCCCAAAACUACAAGGUCAGGUGGAGCAAGGUGGAUCCGGCCGAGUACCUGGAGGUCGCCAUUCUGAUCACCAACGGGGUCCAUCACAAGACCUACGGCCCGCUGGGCAGCCGGGCGCACCUGAAACGCAGCCACCGGUACGACGCUUCGCUGACCAUCUCCAACGUGACCUUGGACGACGAGGGCCGCUAUCGCUGCCAGCUUGUCAAUGGCCUGGAGGAUGAAAGCAUGUCUCUCGUCCUGCAGUUGGAAGGGGUCGUCUUCCCCUACCAAACCAGUCAGGGGCGCUACCAGUUCAACUACUUCGAGGCCCAGAAGGCUUGCCAAGAACAAGAUGCCCGGCUGGCCACCUAUGAGCAGCUUUACAAAGCGUGGACGGAAGGGCUGGACUGGUGCAACGCAGGCUGGGUCAUGGAGGGGAGCGUGCACUACCCCAUCCGGAACUCCCGCAAGCCCUGUGGGGGGCACCUUCUUCUGCCAGGGGUCCGAACUUACGGUGCCAGGGACAAGCUGAAAGAUCGUUUCGAUGCCUUCUGUUUCACCUCAGCCGUGCAAGGCCGUGUUUACUUCAUCAGGGGCCACUUCAACUUCAAGGAGGCCACCCAAGCCUGCCGCAACGACGGGGCCAGCCUGGCCAAGGUGGGGCAGCUCUACGCGGCCUGGAGGUUCUCCCAGCUGGACCGCUGCAACGGAGGGUGGCUGGAGGACGGCAGCGUGCGCUUCCCUAUCACUGCCCCCCGCCCGCACUGCGGGGGGCUCCCGGAGCCCGGCGUCCGCAGCUUCGGCUUCCCCAGCAAGUCCCGGAAGAGGUACGGCGCCUACUGCUUCUCCGCGAAGUAGCGGGGCGAAAGCCCCAGGCGGGGGAAGACGCCCGCGGAGGCCAA
Candoia aspera is the source of this 1076-nucleotide messenger RNA. RefSeq names its product hyaluronan and proteoglycan link protein 2 (gene HAPLN2). Gene Ontology annotation, biological process: positive regulation of neuroblast proliferation; central nervous system development; glial cell differentiation. Bases 1 to 1032 code for a protein of 343 amino acids. Gene Ontology annotation, molecular function: hyaluronic acid binding. The transcript is spliced from 5 exons. Gene Ontology annotation, cellular component: perineuronal net; synapse. Lineage: Eukaryota; Metazoa; Chordata; Lepidosauria; Squamata; Candoiidae. The record is from RefSeq and is a predicted model, not a curated record.